UUUACCCACCCGGAUCGAACCACCCGGGCAAACUCACCCUUGCUGCCAGCGGCGACGACAAAAACAGAACAAGGACGAGCUGGACGAAAUUCACUACAAGGAGGGAAGCUAUCGUCGCGCAGUCGCCCAUUACACCCCAUCGAUUGCCCUCCCGACCGAGACACAUCACCUCCCCGGGGAACCGUGAUACUUUCGAAACCUGACACCUCCCAGUCCGCCGACCCUCCCUCCGCUUGAUGGCCGCAAUGGCGGCUCAGAAUCCGACCGGCGGCGCCCCCGAGGGCCUGCCGAUGCCCUCGCGCAACCCGCUCCCUCUAUCGGCCUCGCAGGAGGCGCAGAUCAGAGACAUCUACUACGCGCGCGUCCGCAACGCCUGCGCGCCCGAGAUCAAGGCCUUCGCGGACUGCGCCCUAAACCGGACCUUCACCGUCUCCUUCGUCUGCCGCACGCAGCUGCGCGCCAUGAACGGUUGCAUGAAGUCACACGCGACGCCCCAGGAGCACGAUGCCGCGCGCGAGGAGUGGUUCGCCAAGCGCCUCGAACGGCAAAAGGAGCGCGAGCGCAAAGCUGUGAAGAAGUCGCAGCAAGAGGACUUUAUCCGCGAGUGGUGGGGGUUGCCCGAAAAGGAUAUCGAGACGAGGAGGAAAGAGGAGGAGAAGAUGCGCAUGGCCGAGAGGGUAGGCGGGUACGCCGCCAAAGACCGGAAGAGGGCAGAGGAGCAGGCGGCGGCGGCGGCGGCGGAAAAGAGGUGAGGAUGCGGUAUGAGGUUACCCGCAUAUAAAAUAACCGGAGAGAGGGGCGAAGAGGUUAGAUGCAUGCGUUGAGCGUUCUGGAUUUACGGCUUGGGACACCCUGCUCUAUGGCGCGGACAUUCGGCUUGUACAAAUACAACUUACACAAACACACACACACACACACCAUGUAAACUAUAGCAACCCAAAAUCGGGGCUGAAGCCGGUAACGAUACGACGGGUCAUUAUCAAAGAUACGUUAGCGAGGCCUGUCCACGGCCAAUAAGCUUGUAUUCUCUAGCAGCGCAAGUCACGUCUUGGAGAUGCCUGCACGUAGUCUAAGC
Messenger RNA from Colletotrichum destructivum, 1075 nucleotides. RefSeq names its product Putative cytochrome c oxidase biogenesis protein Cmc1. The coding region runs from base 237 to 752 and encodes 171 amino acids. Gene Ontology annotation, cellular component: mitochondrion. The record is from RefSeq and is a predicted model, not a curated record. The transcript has 2 exons. Lineage: Eukaryota; Fungi; Ascomycota; Sordariomycetes; Glomerellales; Glomerellaceae.